AUGCCUCGCAGAAAGCCAUUUUCGCAUAAACAAAAGAAAGCUCAACUACAGGAGAAGCGCGCAGUUAAACGCGGCGAUGUCGACUCAGACGCUCUGAUCCCUUCUGCUUCCGGAACUGCCCGUCGACGAACAGCUCCAUCUUCCAGAGUGUUGCAACCCUCCGACGCACGCAAGAUUGAGUCGACAAGAAGACUUCAAUCUACAUUCCUCAAGCAAUCCCAUGAGUUUCGUAUUCGGUCCAAACUUCUCGCGUCUACAUUUGCCCUUCCUCGACCAAUUAAAGACUCAGCAUGCCAUGUUCCAAAUGAUAUCAUAGAUUUGCCUGACGAUCUCGGAUGUCCAAAGAGGCCUAAAUGGCGCUAUGACAUGUCUAAGAAGGAAGUGGACUCGAAUGAAGCCCGCUCAUUUGAACAAUGGCGAGAGCAUGCUGCCAAGCGAAUGAACGAAUGGCAAGGGCGUGGUGAGGAAUCUAAUGAAACGUUAGAUCCACUCGGGGACUUAAACUCUCCGUCCCACUACGAGGAGAAUCUCGAGGUUUGGAGACAACUAUGGAGAGUGACUGAGAUUUCGAGCAUUCUCCUUGUUUUGCUUGACACCCGCUGUCCGCCUUUGCAUAUUCCUCCGUCCCUGCAUAAUUUCAUUUCUUCUCUUCAACCUCCCAAGCAAGUUAUAUUCAUACUUACAAAAAUAGGCAUAGUGGGUGAGGAAUGCGCCUCCGCUUGGCGGAGUUGGCUGGAACAGCGGUUCCCCGCGUAUCAGGUCAUUCUCACCGAAAGCUACCGUCAAAUGGAGGGCGAAGAAGAGCGGAAAGGACAAGGCUCCAGAAAACAAUAUACACCCCACAUUGCGGCCGUUGCGCUGGAAUCGCUCGUGGUUGCUCUGAAACGGGCGCAUGGGAAUCUCUUAAUUCCACCUGCACACGUUCUAGCUUCCCCUGACAAGAUUGCACGAUGGCGACCGAGAGUGCGUGAGUCUGUUGAUUGGGACGCAGUGAUCAGGUCGCAUGAGUCCAAAAUUUCUUCGCAUGGAGAUGCCCACGAGCCCCUUGGUAGCGUAGAUGCUGAAUCGGAUGGCGGACAUGAAGAGAAUGCAGGAGAUGAUGAACCUGAAAACGAUAUCGUUCUCUUACCAGAUCUUCCAGGUCAGCCGAAUGUGGGCAAAUCUAGUUUGCUGAACGCACUUUUCGGUGCCAAAAAAGUGAAGGCAUCGCGAACUCCUGGAAAGGUGACGUCCGAGCACGUUGAGAAAUUCAUGAAGUUGACCUUGGCGUUGAACCAGACAAAACAUUUCCAAACCCUGUUCUGGACCCCGGAAAUUCGGCUAGUGGAUUGUCCAGGGCUCGUCCUGCCGAAUUAUGUCCCUAUGGAGCUUCAAGCUCUUUGCUCAAUACUGCCGAUCUCACAAAUCCUAACCAUUCCGUCCUGUAUUCGGUACAUAGGCUCAAUUAUGCCGUUGGAGGAGGUAUUUAGGUUACAAAAUUUUCAUCCUUCUCAUGUGGCAAAGGAACCUGUCCAAGAUAAACGAACAUGGAGAACUCCCCGACAACGGCCUGCAGUCUUGCCAACUAAAAGCCCUUUGAAAUGGACAGCGAUAGACGUUAUGACUGCGUUUGCCAUCAAAAAAGGAAUGGUCACUGCAAAGGCGGGACGGCCCGAUGUUAAUCGUGCUGGGAAUGCAAUCCUUCGUGCGAUUGCUGAGAAUAAAGUUCGCUGGGCGUUCUGGCCUCCUGGAUACAUUCAGAGUCGGACAAAGACGAAAGGGAUCUGGAUUGCUGAUGAUCAUCCCAGCAUGGAAUCUUUGGAUGACAGCGAUGAAGCAGAGAAUGAUUACUCUGACAUUGACCUACCCCAAAAACGCCAUCACCAUGAUCCGGAAGCUGCAUCUGACACAGACGAAUUAGACUCGGAUGAUGUUGAGGGUCCAAUCAGUCGUUUUAGCAUCCUGGAUAUUGAGGAUGUAUGCACAGGGGAUGAUGGGUCCGAAGGAGGGAGCGAUGUUGCAAGUGACGAGGCUUGA
This is a messenger RNA of Cantharellus anzutake, 2016 nucleotides long. RefSeq lists its product as uncharacterized. The coding region runs from base 1 to 2016 and encodes 671 amino acids. The record is from RefSeq and is a predicted model, not a curated record. Lineage: Eukaryota; Fungi; Basidiomycota; Agaricomycetes; Cantharellales; Hydnaceae. The transcript has 6 exons. Gene Ontology annotation, molecular function: GTP binding; GTPase activity.